Salvelinus sp. IW2-2015 is the source of this 1602-nucleotide messenger RNA. NCBI's taxonomy places the organism in Eukaryota, Metazoa, Chordata, Actinopteri, Salmoniformes, Salmonidae. The record is from RefSeq and is a predicted model, not a curated record.
GCAGCACUGGAUGGAAGGUUGGAUUGAGCGCUUCUCUUCUUCUCCCUCUCCUCUCCCUCGUUCUUUUUUACCGGGACAGCACGAGACUGGAACGGGACACGAACGGGACCUGAGGCAGCGAAAAGAAGAGCCAGGGGACACUGAGGAAUAGAAGACCCUGGACACAGAAUAUCAGCAGAACAGUUAAAGACUGUGGAAGUAAAGGACAGUGGACACCUGCCAGUCAAGACUUAAAGAGACCGCAGCUCUCUCUCCCCAUCUUUUGAUCUCUUCUCUUUAUUUCUCUCUCAAUCCCGCUCCCUCUCUAAUGGGAGUAACUUAGAACACGCUGUUCCAUCUCACGCCCCCGCCCCCUCCCUGUGUUUCUGUGGUGAUGGAAGCGCCCAGCAGGAAGUGAUGUCGUGGAAGAGGAACUACUUUGCGUCGGGCGGUGGCAGCGGAAGUCCCGGUGGAGGGCUACAGGGCCUGAUCACGACCCCGCGGACUAUGGCCUCCUUCGCCCCGAGUAAAGGCCUGAGCAAUGAACCUGGACAGAACAGCUGCUUUUUAAACAGCGCCCUGCAGGUUCUGUGGCAUCUGGAUAUCUUCCGUAGAAGUUUCCGCCAGCUGACCACUCACAAGUGUAUGGAAGACUCUUGCAUCUUCUGUGCCCUCAAGAGUAUCUUUGCCCAGUUCCAGUUCAGCAGUGAGCGUGUGUUACCGUCGGACGUGUUGCGGAGUGCGCUGGCCAAGACCUUCCAGGACGAACAGCGUUUCCAGCUGGGGAUCAUGGACGACGCAGCAGAAUGCUUCGAGAACCUACUGAUGCGUAUCCAUUUCCACAUCAGCGCCGAGACCAGGGAGGACAUCUGUACAGCCAAACACUGUAUACCACACCAGAAGUUUGCCAUGACGCUGUUCGAACAGUGUGUGUGUAAUAUUUGUGGAGCCACGUCAGACCCUCUCCCCUUCAUUCAGAUGGUUCACUAUAUCUCUACCACGUCCCUCUGGGCUGAGGACGUCAUUCACAGCCUGGGCACCUGUCUACGCCUGGGGGAUUUGUUCUACCGUGUGACAGAGGAGCGGGCUCGUCAGGCUGAGCUGUACCUGGUUGGUAUGGUGUGUUACUAUGGUAAACACUACUCCACAUUCUUCUUCCAGACUAAGAUUCGCAAGUGGAUGUACUUUGACGACGCCCACGUCAAAGAGAUCGGUCCUAAGUGGAAGGACGUGGUGGCGCGGUGUAUAAAGGGUCACUACCAGCCUCUACUGCUGCUCUAUGCUGACCCCCGGGGGACGCCGGUGGUAUCGCAGGACAACCCCUCCUUCUCUAACCCCCAGCUGGACCUGCUGCACUGCAGCAAGGCUGGCUAUGACAGCGAGGACUCUGGGCGGGAGCCCUCCAUAUCCAGUGAUACCCGUACAGAUUCUUCAGAUAGCUCCAGCCACCGAGCAUCUCGAAAUCGCCCUCUCCACCAGUCAACAGGCAGCCACCUGUCCAACGAAUCGCAGACCACAGUGGUCGGUAAACAUGACAACGGCACGCCCCUACACAGCGCAGACGCAACAGACUCAGUAACAGAGGCUCCCCCCCGCCCCCCCUCGCCUCAUCUAAGCUAUUAA